AGAGCGAGAGGAGGAAAACUCAGAGGGAAGUGGCGUGGCUUCAACAGACUUUUUUUUUUUGCCUGUCUUUAUCACAAAGCCUUUUCCCUGGCCCUGCUGAGACCACUGCUCUAAGAAGAGAGCCCAGACUGAGAGAGGACUCCCAGCUGUCCUGGGAGCGGAGGCCGCGUGCUACACAGCCACAGCUGACUUCAUCUAUACAAGUAGGAACUCCUGCUCUGAAGCCCCUCCAUGAAUCCCCAGAAGAAGGUGGACCUGAAACUCAUUAUCGUUGGAGCCAUUGGUGUGGGAAAGACCUCCCUCCUUCACCAAUAUGUGCACAAGACAUUUUACGAGGAAUACCAGACCACGCUGGGGGCAAGCAUCCUCUCGAAGAUUAUUAUAUUGGGUGACACAACUUUGAAGCUACAGAUCUGGGAUACUGGCGGUCAGGAGCGGUUCCGCUCCAUGGUGUCUACGUUCUACAAAGGUUCCGAUGGCUGUAUCCUAGCGUUUGAUGUCACCGACCUGGAGUCUUUUGAAGCCCUGGAUAUCUGGCGGGGUGACGUUCUGGCCAAGAUUGUCCCCAUGGAGCAGUCCUACCCCAUGGUGUUGCUGGGGAACAAAAUCGAUCUGGCAGACCGCAAGGUACCCCAGGAAGUAGCGCAAGGCUGGUGUAGAGAGAAAGAUAUUCCUUACUUUGAAGUCAGUGCCAAGAAUGAUAUCAAUGUGGUGCAGGCCUUUGAGAUGCUGGCCAGUCGGGCUCUGACGAGGUACCAGAGCAUCUUAGAGAAUCACCUCACAGAAUCCAUCAAGCUCUCGCCAGACCCGUCAAGGAGCCGAUGCUGCUGACCUCCGGACGCCUCCUCUGGGUGCCCAGAAACAGAGCCCGCCCCGGGCCUGGUCACCCCAGGCUUGAGGACAGAUGACCAUCCCCCUUCAGGCCCACUGCCUGGCCAAGCACAGCGCAGGGGACCCAGGCUCCGUAGUAGAGCCCUUGACCCCCGUGCUGGGCCCAGAGUCAGAGGGCAGCCCCUGCCUUAGGCUGAGGACAGUGAGAGCCUCCGGAUGAAGCUCAGAAUGUCACAGCCAAACCCCGGCCCUGGGGAAGUCGCAGUUUCCGCAGGGGCUCCAGCUUUCCCGCUGCCCGUCCUCCCCCGACACACUCCCGCUCCAGAACGCACAGCUCCGAGACCGACCGGCCACUGACUAGAGUCUGGUUACAUCCUAUGGACAGACCUUCCUCACCCCCUCCCACCUCACACCCUGUCCACUGGUGGCAUGGCUCAGCCUCCCUCAACCAGCAGGCUACGGAGUAAACGGCUGGACCCCACGUGCCGGGUUCAUCUCAGCUCCUCCCAGGAGCUCAUGUGCCUGAGACCCCCUCUCCUCCCUCCAAGGUAGAGGACUGAUGGAGCACAGGAGAAACCACGAGGGACCCUGGCUCAUUCGUCCCUGCUGGGUGCUCAGCAACUCACAUAAACCUCUGGGUCUCCAUGUGUUCAUCUGUCCUAUGGGGGCGCUAUAUGCCUUCCCUGUAUCACAGUGUGAUAUGGGGUUUUGAGGACCAGAAGCUGUGCUUAAAUCUAGUUGAUGUUGUCAAUAUGCAUUUAUUUAUUUACUCCACAAGAAUUGUUGCAUAUCUACUGUGUACAAUCCAUUGAGGUCCAGUGACAACCAAAACUGACAGGGACCCUGCUCUCCUGGAGCCACGUCUGGUGAGGGAGAGAGGAAAUGGACACAGACUCUAGACAGAGAUUUCCAAAUAGCAGGCAGCACAGACAGGGCCCAUCCUGGAGAGGGUGGACAAGAUGUCCUCUCGGGGCCUUCAGUGGCCAAGUCCAUGCCCACCACAGAAUCUUUCUGUCUACCCAGAAGUAUCCUUCCCUGAGUUCCAAGCAGAGCAGGGGUUGUUCGCCUGUGACUUGGAAGAUACAUGUAGGGGUCAGGGAGAGACCCACAGUGGGGGUUGGGAGCCAAUUCUCCCCCCGUCUGGCUCUGGAGUGUGAACUGGCUCAUUCUGGACACCAGCAUGGAGCCAGCUUGGGAACGGCGGGGCGGGGCGCGGGCAGCCUAGAGCACAGCUCUAUCUGUGUCCUUCAAGCUCCCGGGGAAAAAUGAUGCGCCCCAUGGGAAUGGCACUUUGCACAUCACAUGGGUUGUCCUGGGAGUCAGGCAGUGUGGACUGUCACGUGCGGUGUGUACGCUGCAGCCAGUGCACCGCAGUGACACGUGGAGCAUUUCUAAAGGUGCACAACAAAUAA
Messenger RNA from Saimiri boliviensis boliviensis (Bolivian squirrel monkey), 2243 nucleotides. Lineage: Eukaryota; Metazoa; Chordata; Mammalia; Primates; Cebidae. The record is from RefSeq and is a predicted model, not a curated record.